GUCUGGCAUUUCGGCUCGUCUGUUGGGCGCCGCUGGUCAGCUUAUGGCACAGACGAAUACACACCACGGCUCGCGCUCUCACUCGCUCGCUCUCUCUCGGGUUGGGAAAAUGGCUGCCGUACGCCGCGCUCGCAGUGACUCCCGCUGCGUGGUCCGUUUCUCCGACCGAGAACUCUGCUAAACUGUCUUCCCUGCUUGCUAACGCUUGAGAAGGGGAGAAGAAACAAAAGGCCACCCGCGGCCGUCGGUCAGCCGCGAAGGAAAGGCCGGAGGGAACCAGCGGAGGAAGAGGAGGGGGCCGCCUUCGCGUGAAACGGUAAACAGCGCCGCAGCCUGACGAGAGCGGCCGUUGGACGGAACGGCCUAGCAGUAACAGCCUCGGCAUGGCAGAAGGUGAAGAAGAUUGUCACUCUGACAUGGUAAGAACAGAUGACAAUGAAAGGUCUGGAGAAGCAAAUCUUCAGGCAGAGCUCCAGAUGUUCAGAGCAAAGUGGAUGUUUGAACUUACCCCAGGGGUGGGUUCUGCUGGUUUGGAAACUCGACCCUGGAGAGUAUCGGCAAGAGGGCCUUCAAUAAAGGCUGUUGAUGCCAAAGAAAAGCAAGAACUAGCAAAAGAGGAAAAGGCAAGAGAACUGUUCCUGAAGGCAGUAGAACAAGAACAAAAUGGGGCUCUUUAUGAAGCUAUUAAAUUCUACCGCCUGGCCAUGCAACUGGUACCAGACAUUGAGUUUAAGAUUGCUUAUACCCGAUCUCCAGAUGGCGAUGGUGUUGGGAAAAACUACAUUGACGAUAAUGAAGAUGAAAGCAAGAUGGCUGACCUUCUGUCCUACUUUCAGCAGCAAUUCACUCUUCAGGAAUCUUCCAUCAAAUUAUGUCAGCCUGAACUUGAUGUGAAUCAGACCCAUAUCUCAGCGCUGCCUAUGGAGCUGUUGAUGUAUAUUUUUCGAUGGGUGGUUUCCAGUGAUCUGGACCUGCGGUCUUUAGAGCAGUUAUCUUUGGUCUGCAGAGGUUUUUACAUUUGUGCCAGGGACCCUGAAAUCUGGCGUCAGGCCUGUUUGAAGGUUUGGGGCAGAAGUUGUAAUAAAAUGGUUCCGUAUACCUCAUGGAGGGAAAUGUUUUUGGAAAGGCCCAGAGUUCGAUUUGAUGGUGUGUAUAUCAGCAAGACAACAUACAUACGUCAAGGAGAACAGUCUCUAGAUGGCUUCUAUAGAGCAUGGCAUCAAGUGGAAUAUUACAGGUACCUGAGAUUCUUCCCAGAUGGCCAAGUAAUGAUGUUAACAACUCCAGAAGAACCUCAGUCUAUUGUUCCUCGUUUACGAACUAAAAACACAAGAACUGAUGCAAUCCUGCUUGGCCAUUAUCGCCUUUCCCAGGAUACAGACAAUCAAACCAAAGUAUUUGCUGUAAUGACAAAGAAGAAGGAAGAGAAACCAAUUGACUACCACAAGUACAGAUACUUCUGCCGCGUCCCUGUGCAAGAAACUGAUCACAGCUUUCAUGUAGGGCUACAGCUGUGUUCCAGUGGACGCCAAAGAUUCAACAAACUUGUUUGGAUUCAUCACUCUUGUCACAUAACUUACAAGUCUACUGGUGAGACUGCAGUCUCUUCUUUUGACAUUGACAAGAUGUACACCCCUUUGUUCUUUGCACGGGUGAAGAGCUUUACUGCAUUUUCAGAAAAGCCUCUCUAAGGAGUUCACAUCUCUUCUCUUACUCUUGCAUGAAGAAAUUACAGCAAACAACACUUAAGUUAUAAAUGUGUAUAUAUAUUUGAAUUUUAUUUUAAAAUGGGGGAAUCUUUUUGGAAGAAUAUAUACUGGAAAUACAUUUGAUUUAGGGUGGCUGGGGUAUUUUAUUGGUCUGAGUCAAGUUUACAUGUUAUUUUAAACUAUGUUGUGAAAAGACUUUGAUAACAAAGAGGCAUUUUUACUCUGUCGGUUUAUGAGAAGAUUUAUAAGCUGUUCUCUCUCCAGCGUAAGGCUUCAUCUGCCUAUGCACCUUAAGUUCAGGAAACAUUAUAAACCUAUUGCUGUAUAUAAGACAGAUUGCGUGCUUGGGGUGGGGAGGGGAGGCUCAAAAUGUGAAGAAUUUGUCCUACAUCUGUGUGUGGCCUACAGGAACAGAAAAUAAACGUUUACUUCGAAAUUCUUGUAUUUGGGUUGCCUUUCAAAAAGUGAAAGACUUUGGUGUAAUCUGCAGCCUUAUGAAAAAUUAAGCAAGGGCAAACAAACUUGAAGAUGUUGGAAGUCCAGCCUCUGAUACCAUACUUCAUUUGGGAAGGAUCAUCAAAAAGGAUGGAAGAUAAGAGUGCCAAGAGAAGGCCAGCUACAUCGGGGAAGUGGCUGCCUUUCUCUGCUUGUUGAAUCUGGGAAAGGACUUCUGGACUGAGACAGCAACUCUCCAGGGAUGGUGUCAAAAGGAAUAUUUCAUGCUGCAACACUACAGACCACUGCACUUGAAUGUGUGUUGUUUGAAUUGAGUUAUGCAAAUGAGAAUAGGGCUGUACUCAAGUAUGUUCGUCUUUUGUUUAUCUAAUUUCCCCUAACUAAGAAUGCUGCAAACCCUUGGGUGUUUUGUCACAUGAAACUAACUUUUGCUUUCUGGGACUCCUACAGAUGUUCAGGUACCAUGUGCUGCUUCUCCUGCAUAUGUACUUUGGGAGCUGGAUGCAAGUGCUGUAUGAUGCUUAUCAUAACUAUGUACUUUUCAGUCAUAAAAUUAAAAAUUUCUAAAUGUUUUUCUUC
Molecule: messenger RNA, 2744 nt
Organism: Heteronotia binoei (common prickly gecko)
Lineage: Eukaryota; Metazoa; Chordata; Lepidosauria; Squamata; Gekkonidae
Gene: FBXO9
Product: F-box protein 9
Exons: 13
Coding region: 384-1691 (435 amino acids)
Biological process (GO): SCF-dependent proteasomal ubiquitin-dependent protein catabolic process
Cellular component (GO): SCF ubiquitin ligase complex
Molecular function (GO): protein binding
Source: RefSeq, a predicted model, not a curated record